Messenger RNA from Panicum virgatum (switchgrass), 1353 nucleotides. RefSeq lists its product as uncharacterized. The record is from RefSeq and is a predicted model, not a curated record. Lineage: Eukaryota; Viridiplantae; Streptophyta; Magnoliopsida; Poales; Poaceae. The transcript is spliced from 3 exons. Bases 245 to 1069 code for a protein of 274 amino acids.
CUUCCUCUCAUCUUGUGGCCGCGUCGCCGCCGCAGCCGGCCACGCAGGCGAGCCGCCACCACCGCCACACAAGCACUCGAGCGAGCACUCGCCGCGGGCGUGCGUGUGAGCGGCCGCCGCUUGGGGUGCGCAGGUGAGCCAUCGCCACCGCGCACAGGCACGCGCAUGCGCACGAGCGAGCAGCCCCCGCGGUAGCGCGGCCGAGCAGCCACUGUCGCCAGCACACGGGCAAGCACCGCCGCCGAUGCGCGAGUACGCGCACCAGCGCUUGGUCGCGGAGCUCACCGAUCUCCGCGAGCUCGGACUCUUCCACGACGCCAAGUGGGUGCGGUUGCAGCUCGUCAGCCGCGACGCCGAGUUCAAGAUGCUGUUCGGCCGCCCCGCGCUCCUCUACGCCGACCGCGCCGUUCUCUGGCCGCAGGGUCCGCUACAUCAAGGACUACAUCCUCAAGCACGUCCUCCCCUUCUACGGAGAAAAGGUUCAUUUUGGUGGAAAGAUAUUACUAAGCUGCUUACCUCUUUCAAAGGAAUGGCCAUGAUACAUUUAAAUGAUGGUGCUUCUUGUCUGUUUUGGGAAGACCUUUGGCUAAAUAGAAUUCCAGAACAACAAUUCCCUGAACUUUUUUCCUUUGUUAAGAAGAAAGGAAUAUCAUUAAAAGCAGUAAGAGAAGCUAUUGGACAUGAAGUUCUUUUCCACCUGCCAAUUUCAGAGAUUGCCCUCCAGCAGCUGCUGAUUCUUGCUGAGGAUCUUAAUAAUCUGCCAGAAACUUCUGAGCCAGACUUAUGGUCAUAUAUUUGGGGAUCUCCAGACUUCUCAAUCUCCAAAACCUAUGUUCACCUCACUGGUCAUCGUGUCAUUCAUGCUGCAUAUAAAUGGCUUUGGAAAUCAUCAUGUCAAAAUAAACACAAGGAGAUGAAUCACUACAGCAUCUCUUUAUCCGGUGUCCAUUUUCAAUUGAUUGUUGGGCAAAUAUUGGCCUUAUGGUGGGAGAUGAUACACCUUUUGCCACCUUGGAGCAUCUUAAACAGCAACUUGUUGUGCCUUUCUUCAUGGAGGUUAUUAUCUUAAUGAGCUGGAGUAUUUGGACGCAAAGAAAUGACCAGAUUUUUAAAGGAAUUCAACCCAGCAGCGAUUCAUGUCUUCAACAUUUCAAGAAAGAAUUUGCCUUAGUUAUCCUAAGAGCAAAAACUAGGCACAAAGAAAAUAUGUCUCUAUGGCUAGACACCCUUGUAUAAUUUUUCUUUUUUUUGUUUCUUUCUUCGUGUCAUGAGUUUCUUGUAUUAUGAACCUUUUUGUAUCUUUCUUUUAAUAUAUAAUCAGUAGGGGACUACUCCUCCUGUUUUAUCAAAAAA